Messenger RNA from Purpureocillium takamizusanense, 5590 nucleotides. RefSeq lists its product as uncharacterized. NCBI's taxonomy places the organism in Eukaryota, Fungi, Ascomycota, Sordariomycetes, Hypocreales, Ophiocordycipitaceae. Gene Ontology annotation, biological process: nuclear pore organization. Gene Ontology annotation, molecular function: structural constituent of nuclear pore. The coding region runs from base 238 to 5229 and encodes 1663 amino acids. The record is from RefSeq and is a predicted model, not a curated record. The transcript has 5 exons. Gene Ontology annotation, cellular component: nuclear pore inner ring; nuclear pore.
UAUACAACCGCGACAGUCUAGGCAGUUCGCACUGCUUUCCUUUCAAAGUGCAGGCGAUAGUUCCAGGUUCUGACGGUUCUUGAGCGACAUUGUCGUCGCGUGUUCCCGUCCCAACCAUUGGCGUCCGCGCAGCCCGACCCAAGCGUACAGUCCACGCGUUUGUCGACACUCAGACGGCAUUGCGCUCCACGACCGUCGCAGCUUCAUCACAAUGCAAUAGCGGCCUCAACAUCGAACAUGGCCGAGGUAACAAUACUGGACGCCUUGCAGGCUUUCCACCGAGAGCUUAUUGCUCUUGGCGGUGGCUAUGGCGACGGCGUCGAGUGCCUGAACAACGAGCCUCUAGUUCAGACUUUCCUCAAGGAGCUGGAAAGACUAUGGGACAGCCCGCCAAAGAGCGAUCAGAGCCGCAACAAGCUCAAGUCAGGCGAGAUUUCCCUCGAUGGCAGCGACUACACGGUCAACGACAAGUUCCAGCAAGACGCGCUGCUCCUCUCCGACGAAAUCGACAUUGAUGAGCUGGACGCGGCUCGGUGUCUGCUCGACUCACAGGAGGACCCCCCUGUGCUGGGGCGGCCGCUUCUUGAGUGCGGCAUCAUCCGAUUCCACCAGCAACGGAAGUACGUUCUUGACUCGCUGCGACUGCUCCUCGAACUGGAAGACGGCGAUGACGAUGCCCAAGAUUCAGCCGCCGUCGAUACCAUCCGCAUGUUUGUCGCCGCUCGGCUUUUCCAGUCUGGCGGUGGCAGUGGGUCAAAACGCUACGUGCCGAGGUGCAUGGCCGCCAUGGCCAAGAUUCGAACCUGGCUGCAACGGAUAGGGGACAAGAUCGCCGCGGCGCAAACCCUGGGCCAAGGAAACGGCGACCAGAUAUCCGAACAGAUGGAGACCAUCGAGUUCUCGCGCCUGAGUUUGAUUCAGCAGCACGAGCUUCUUGGUGUCGUUCUCUGUCGCUGCGUCGAGAAGCGACAGGCCGCUACGUCCGAUUUCCUUGAUUUCAUCUCCGUUCUUAAAAGAGCCGAAAAGUACGAGACAUUGCUCGUGCACCUCAUGCCGGCUGUUGGCGCCUACGUCUCGCUCUUUGGGUCUACGGAAGGUGGCUACGAUCUCAUCAGCGUCCGAGAGCUCAACGACAAGCUCUUUCCGCCCUCCGGCGACUCUGGCUGGCGUCUCCCGCAACUACAGGCCGCAUUCCGGGCCUGGUGGCUAGCCGAGUACAGCGGAUUCUACGUCGAUGACCCGCCCGAGGCUGCGAUACCUCCCAAUACCGAUCUUGACGAGGAGGACCGCCAAAGAUCCAAACAAUUCCUCGAGGCCUUGAAAGACGGUGCCUUCGAAUGGAUCCUGGCCGUAGCAGGGGACGUGAGAUCUCCCGACUGGCACGACCCGGUUCGCAUGGGUAUGCGAAACUGGCUGCAAAGGAGAUCGACUGCUCUGCCUACCGAGGCAAUCCAGUUCUCCAACUUCUUCCAAAACUGCCUCAUGUCACACCUUGAGGUUUUGGUAGACGCAUUCAUCUCUAACCUGCCAGACGUCCUACGAAAAUUGCGGGUGGAGGAAGACGAACAACGGUCGUUGAGUCAGACCCACGAGCAGGAUCUAGACUUGGAAAGGUUUUUGCUCAUCAUCGCCUAUGCCUAUGAGGGACGCCCGGAUGCCGCUACGACGUUCUGGUCUGACCCAGACAGUAACCUUGCCGGCUUCAUGCACUGGGCGUCUCGAAGAGCCUCAACCCCGCUGGUGACGGCCUUCUGCGAGAUGUUGCAGGCCAUCGCUGAGAAUGAGGAAAGCGCCACGGCCGCCCAUGAGUUCCUUCUCGACGAAGGCAUUCACUCAUCCGGAAAAAUAAGGCGAACGCAGUCUUUGACCUGGGCCCAGAUUUUCAAAGAACUUGACUUCUAUUCGGAUAGAAUCCGGCAGAAGCCCGCUCCGGCGCAAACUGUCAAAUACCGCGGUACGAAGGCCCCAAGCGAGCUGGUGGAAACCGAGCCUGAGUCUGCGAUGAUGCUGGAAUGCUACAUGCGCCUUAUCACCAAACUGUCAACCGAAAGCGAGACGGUGAGGACUUUCCUCCUGCUGAACCCAGGGUAUAAUCUCGUCGACAUGCUCUAUGAGCUAGCCAGCAGCCCGAUACCGUCCCGGCUCCGAGGCUGUGUGUUCAUGGCGCUCAGGGCCCUAGUGAAUCGCAAAACGACUCAGGAGAGCCAAACAAUGUGGAACUGCCUGGAGACGUGGAUCACCGGCGGCUAUGCUAAUCCCACAGCGGGGCCGAUCCGGCAGGCUCAGCCGACACCUCUCGUCUCAACGGAGAGGAUUCUCGAUGAGAUGAGCAACGGCUUCGAAGACCCCGUGUCGUUCAUCCACCUGUUGGUUGCGUUGGUGUCGCCGGCACGGGAUAGCAGCCCCUUGAACGACUCUCUGCCCUUUCCCGAGAGUCUGGGGUCUAGCUCGCGUUAUCCAGGCAUUGAAGUUUACGUUGACUUCGUCAUGGGACUCGUCUUCGCGACCAAGUCUCAGGAUCUCGAGGACAAGCACCAGAUUCGGGUCCUAAGGUUGAGCUGCCUCGAGUUCAUGCUCACCUGCUUGUCGACUUUCAACGAAGAUCUCAUCGUGAUGGCGAACGAGACCAACAUCCAGAUCGACUCCGUUAUUGCGACCACCGAUCUCGCCACCUACGUUUGCAAGCAUCCGUUUGCUAGAGUCAUGGAGUGGAUGUUCAACGACAAGGUCAUGACGUCCUUGUUCAACACCAUUCAUCAGGAGCCGGCAGAUGUCGGCAACGCAGCUCCCGACUCACCCCUCAUCCUGGGCAUCCUGCGCGCCGUCGAGGUCAUCACUAAGGUGCUGGACCUUGAAGCAACCUAUCUCGACUUGGUGAGGCCGCUCAUCAAACUUCAAUCUGGUCAGCGACGUCAGCCUGUUGCCAAUGCUGCCUAUGCCUCCUUUCAAGAUGGUCUCGUUACGAGGCUGAAUCUUGUAGUCGACCUGGGUAAUUAUUGUGGUAUUGGCCACCCCGACCUCACUUUAGCUUGCCUAAAGUUGCUGGAGAAGAUGGCAUCGUCAUCCAAGAUAACCGCAACAUGGUCCGGGUCGAGCAAAGGGUCGCACCGGAAUAAGGCCAUCGUGGCCUUGGAAGCCAACGGAGAGCAUGAGGCCAUCUCGAGGUCUUUUGGAUCAGAGCUUAUGGCUCCGUUGGAAGCACAACGCGAAGCAGAAUCGCCGAACUACAUCAUCAAAAUCUACAUUCUCGACUUUUUGCUGCAGUGCCUUCACACGACGCCAAAAGAGCCAACUAUUGCUCACCUCUUGUUGGGGUUCACGUGCGGCGUGGACUCUCUGUCAAUCGACAACAGAGGCUCUUUUAUGACUCGCACUUCCCUGUUCCACUCUUUGGUGAGACUUCUCUUUGAGGUCCCAUCUGCCGACACUCAAGGCAUGAGGCACUGGCUCAUCGCCCUCAAAUCGAGGGUUAUGCGGAUUCUGCACAUUUUGUGGAGUUCGCCUCUCUCAUCACAACUCGUCAUCAACGAGCUCCGAGACAACGAGUUUCUCUUCCACCUGCUCAUUCGCGAGUCCGUGAUUCAGCCCGACGUCCCCUGGGAGGGCCAGAACGUUGCCACCAUCCAUUUCCCAAUGACGGACGGAGCACCGACGCUGAUCGACUUCUUGACGCUUCGAAGCUUGACCCUCGAGUAUAUUGCCAUGGAGCUUUGCAUGAUCUCCCAGGGGCGCAUGCCCAGCGUCAAGAGGCGAAUAUAUGAUGCACUGAACGGACAAGUAAUUGGCGAUGGCAAUCAGCCAAUACAAACUCCAACCGUCUUCGACUUGUACGACUUUCUCCUUCCAGAUGGCCUCUGGGACGCUCCAGCUCCGCAGCUUGCGUUCUACAAUGAUCUAGAUGUCUCCGUAUGUGUGGAGACAGACGCCGAUCUGAAUGAGGUGUACAAUGUGGACCGCGUCAAGGAAAUACUACUUCUCAAGCGAAGCGAGAAGCAGGGGCGAGGCACAUUGAUCGCUGCGCAGGAUCUUGUCUUGAUAGAAAGAGAGGAAAUUCUGAUUCAAGAUUACCUCCUGUCGUCCAACAGACAGAAGCAAGUCGGCACGCAAUGCCUUCAAGUGCUGAAGUCUUGGACCAAGCUACUGCUUAUCAUGGUCGAGUGCAACGACUUCAAGGGGACCGCGCAGACCUCCUUCUUCCUUCAAGCCCUGCAGGCCAUUCUCCCCAGCCUAGAAACGUUCGCGUCUGAUCGUCCGGCAGAAGCUCUCGAACUAGCCAAGCUCGCACGGGUGCUUCUGUUCAAGCUGGAUGUGGCCAACACCGACGACUCGGAUAACCCGUCGAUUGGCAAUUUGGUCAGCGAUAAGCUCUACCAACUGUUCCAGAUCUGUCUUCAAGCGAUUGGUAAAUGGGCUGGGUCACCAGGGCUGAGAUCCGUGUACUACGAGAUUUGCUAUCGCUACCUAACGGGAGUCUCAGAACAAGGGCCACUCAGCUCGACCCGGCCCAAGACGACCAAGACGAUACAAGUCUACGGCGAGAGACUCAUCAAUGUCAUCUGCGACGAUGCGUAUUGCGGUGAGCCCACCUGUCAGGCUGCGGCGUUCAUCUUUUUAAAUGCCCUGGUCAACGUCGGCAGGCACGAGGGUGACAACCAUGUUAUCGAGACACUGAACCGGCUCAACUUCAUUGGGAUCUUGGUCGACUCGUUGCGGAACAUCAUGCAGGAAUGGCACGAAACCUUUUCAUCGGGAUACACGGACCAGCAAAACUUUCAAAAUGCCCGUCUCGCGCUUCUGCUGCAGAUGGCGCAGUCGCGAGCAGGCGCCAAGUACAUACUCUAUGCCAACUUGUUCCGGACGAUUGAGAAUUCGGGCCUCUUCGCCGCGGACCCCGAGCUACAAAGCAACGCGAGCAACUCUCAUGCCCUGGAGCAGCAUUACGACUUGCUGGCCAAGAUCAGUCGGGUUAUCGGCGCCGCGCUUCUCAGCCGAGGAAGCCACAACGCGGUCCAGGGCCGCAAGUUCCUGACGGACCAUCGAAUGCUCGUGACGCACACACUGAAGCGUAGCGCCGGCAUUGGCAGCGCCGGCGUUGCCGAAUCUCUGGACGAGAGGAUUGGCGACCUGGCGGAUGCCCUGAUGGUCAUCAUUGCUGCGACGGGUUUCCUGGAGUUUGAGAACGAAGCUACCGCGAGCUCGACUAAGCCGGAUCUCAGCUUGUUCCAUUGAGAGGCGUGCUUUGCCUAUAACAGGCCGUGGGAAAAGGAGAGCCAUUGGCUUCGGUGAUAUGAGUAGUCGCGGGAAGAAGGCAAGUACAUAGAUUCGGAUCUAUUUGUACGCUUGGGUUUCGGCUGGGGCGUUGGGAGAACAUUGCCAACACAAAAACAUCAUCAUUGGCAUGGGCGCGUGUAUGCCUGCGCGCUUGCGUUGCGGUUUGGACUGGAAGGAGGAAGAAGGGAAGCGGCCUCGCUUGGGGUUGGUGGGCCCAUGGGAUAAAUACCUGCAUUUCGGCACAUCGCGGACCACCACUCGUGGUAUAGACUCUUUUCUGGCCUUGGAAUAAGACCUUCAAGUGUUUGUUACAAGCGGU